AUGCCCGACGACGUUGUCCUCCCCAUUCCCAAUCUCGCCCUCCCUCAAAACGUCUUUAUCCUCUCUAAACCGUCCCUCUCCCAUCUACAAGAGGAUGCACGUAAAGAGCUCGCUGCAGGCAUCCAGGCCGAUCAAAUGGCUCCUUACUACCGCAUAGUCACAGGGGCUGGUGCGCUCCCGCUCGAUCAAUCACUCCUGGAUUCAUUGGAAGCAGCAAACAAAGACGAGCUUGAGAAGCUUGAGCACCGUCUCGAAGAGGCCAAGAAAACCGAGGGCGAAUCUGAUAUCGCCGACGCGUUGCAGGCCCGCGCAAAUUACCUCACUAAGAUUGGUGACAAGGACAAAGCGAUCGAGGCACAGAAACUUGCGCUGGAGAAGACGGCAGGGAUGGGCUCGCGAAUAGACAUCGUGCUCACGCUUGUCCGGAUUGGAUUUUUCUUCGGCGACUUUGACAUGAUUAAGAAGCAUCUUGGGGAGGCGGAGGAGCUUGUCGAGAAAGGUGGAGAUUGGGACAGACGAAAUCGCCUCAAAGUGUACCGCGGUCUGCAUUUCCUGUCUACACGACAGUUUAAGCGUGGCGGCGAACUAUUGCUCGAUGCCCUGUCCACGUUCACGGCGACGGAGUUAGUUCCAUACAACGAUUUUGUUGCAUAUACAAUCAUCGCGAACGCGUUGACGCUAACACGAGUAGAUCUCAAGAAGAAGCUUCUUGGAGCACCCGAAGUUACGCAAGUUCUUCCUGAGUUGCCAACCCUGGCAGACCUCAUGAAGAACUUGUACGAUUCACACUACGAUAAAUUUUUCCUUGCUCUUGCGACUCUGGAACAAACACAUUUAAUUCCUUCUCGCAUUCUUUCGCCACACACGCGCUUCUAUGUUCGCGAGAUGCGCAUCUUAGCAUACAAUCAGCUCCUCGAAUCUUACCGCAGUCUUACGCUCGACAGUCUCGCCCGCUCGUUUGGCGUUAGCGUAGACUUUGUUGACAACGAAUUGUCGCGAUUCAUAGCGUCGGGCCGCCUCCACUGUACUAUUGAUAAGGUGAACGGGGUUGUUGAAACGACUCGGCCACCACUCAAGAACCAGCAGUAUGAGACGGUGAUCCGACAAGGAGAUGCUUUGUUGAAUUCGGUACAGAGAUUGAGCAAAGUGUUGUAUUAG
Molecule: messenger RNA, 1158 nt
Organism: Fibroporia radiculosa
Lineage: Eukaryota; Fungi; Basidiomycota; Agaricomycetes; Polyporales; Fibroporiaceae
Exons: 7
Coding region: 1-1158 (385 amino acids)
Biological process (GO): proteasome-mediated ubiquitin-dependent protein catabolic process
Cellular component (GO): proteasome regulatory particle
Molecular function (GO): protein binding
Source: RefSeq, a predicted model, not a curated record